This is a messenger RNA of Glycine soja, 1976 nucleotides long. Its product is annotated as caffeoylshikimate esterase-like. NCBI's taxonomy places the organism in Eukaryota, Viridiplantae, Streptophyta, Magnoliopsida, Fabales, Fabaceae. Gene Ontology annotation, molecular function: lipase activity. The record is from RefSeq and is a predicted model, not a curated record. The transcript has 8 exons. Gene Ontology annotation, cellular component: membrane. The coding region runs from base 210 to 1394 and encodes 394 amino acids.
ACGUGCAGCAGGCAUGCUUCCACCGACCCGAUUUUGGCCAGAAAAAGUGAACAGUGCGCGUGCCCAUUGCUGGCAGACAUGGAAUGUGGUCUCCGAACGCUGCUUCCCGAAUGCUCUUAUUGGGACUUCUUCAAUAGCAGCACAAUGAAAAGAACUAGUAUAAAAAACAGAAACCCAACAUUUUUCUCGUGAAACGUUCUUCGUUGACCAUGGAGCUCUCUGUGCCCUUCAGAUUCCGAUCACGGAACCUCCUCUCACCCUCUACACACAUACCCAUCACCUACCCUUCCAAGCAUCAACCACCCUUUUUAACUAAGUUUGUCAACAAACCCAAGAUUUCUAAACUAACGGUGAGAGCGCAGAGAAGGGCACCCAUUGAAGGGCUGAGCGAUGAGUUGAACGCUAUAGCUCGUUGUAACCUUGACUUUGCUUACACUCGAAGAAGGGUCCGCGCUGCUUUCGCUGAUAUGCAGCAGCAGCUGGAUCAUUGCUUGUUCAAGAAUGCUCCUGCUGGGAUCAGAACUGAAGAAUGGUACGAAAGGAAUUCUAGGGGAUUGGAAAUUUUCUGCAAAAGCUGGAUGCCAAAGCCUGGCAUUCCAAUCAAGGCCUCUGUGUGUUUCUGUCAUGGAUAUGGUGAUACUUGCACCUUCUUUUUUGAAGGUAUAGCCAGGAUAAUUGCUGCUUCUGGGUACAGUGUCUUUGCAAUGGACUAUCCAGGUUUUGGUCUUUCAGAAGGAUUGCAUGGUUAUAUACCAAAAUUUGAUUAUCUGGUUGAUGAUGUUAUAGAGCAUUAUACAAAAAUUAAAGCCAGACCUGAUCUCAGUGGCUUGCCUCGAUUUAUAUUAGGGCAGUCAAUGGGUGGAGCAGUUUCUCUUAAAGUUCAUUUGAGGGAGCCAAAUAAUUGGGAUGGAAUGAUACUUGUAGCACCAAUGUGUAAAAUUGCAGAGGACGUGUUACCAUCAGAUGCAGUUCUGAAGGUAUUAACUCUUUUGUCUAAAGUGAUGCCAAAAGCAAAGCUCAUCCAAAACCAGGAUAUAGCUGAUCUGUUCUUCAGGGAACCAAGCAAAAGAAAAUUGGCUGUUUACAAUGUUAUUUGUUAUGAUGAUAAUCCACGGUUGAGAACUGGCAUGGAACUUUUAAGGACCACAAAAGAAAUUGAGUCGCAAGUACACAAGGUCUCAGCGCCAUUAUUGAUUCUUCAUGGAGCAGAAGAUAAGGUGACUGAUCCAUUAGUGAGCAAAUUUCUUUAUGAGAGAGCAUCUAGCAAAGAUAAGACUUUAAAGCUCUAUGAAGGUGGUUACCACUGCAUUUUGGAAGGGGAACCUGAUGACAGAAUAUUUGCUGUACAUGAUGACAUUGUCUCGUGGCUUGAUUUUAGGUGUUCAAUUAAAUGAGGUCUAUCCAUGGGUAAUUGGCCCCAUCUUCCUGGCCUCUCUCAUUCUUAGAGUCAAUAUAUUUUUCAGGAUUAAAUAUAUUUUUGGUACUUAUAAAAUUUCAGAUUUUUAGUUUUAGUUCUUAUAAACUUUUUGUCUGUUGCCUUUUUUUUUGUCAUCAAUAUCUCCCUUAGAGGGACAAAAAUGGGCAAAAUUUCAUUUCCCUGAAAUUGAUGUUGAUGACAAAAAAUAAACAAGAGAUUAAAAAUAUAGGGAUUAAAACCAGAAAUUAGAAAUUUUAUAGGAACCAAAUUUAUAUUUAACUUUCUUUUCAAUAUAUAUAUAUAUAUAUAUAUAUAUAUAUAUAUAUAUAUAUAAGGAAUACUGCAUCUAAACUUAUUAAAUGAAAAAUAAGUGUGAAAAUUGAAAAUGGAUCUUAAUUAGUUCUCUAGUCCAAAAUUAUGUAAUUCAUCCAAAUAAAUUCCAACUCAUAGCUGUAUCUUGAGUAUAAAGUGUUGGAUCAUUGUGCCCACCAAAUUAUUGUCUUUAAGUUGCUUAUAUUUUCUUCACAAUGUAGAUAUGAAACAAUUCUUGAUUUUGACA